AUGUCCAACAGAAGCUCAGUCACUGAGUUCCUGCUCCUGGCAUUCACAGACACACGCGAGCUGCAGCUCCUGCACUUCGCACUCUUCCUGGGCAUCUACCUGGCUGCCCUCCUGGGCAACGGCCUCAUCCUCAGCGCCGUAGCCUGCCACCACCGCCUCCAUACCCCCAUGUACUUCUUCCUGCUCAACCUCGCCCUCCUCGACCUGGGCUGCAUCUCCACCACUCUGCCCAAAGCCAUGGCCAAUGCCCUCUGGGACACCAGAGCCAUCUCCUAUCAAGGAUGUGCUGCUCAAGUUCUUUUUUUUGUCUUCUUCUUUGGUUCAGAGUAUUCAGUUCUAACUAUCAUGGCCUAUGACCGCUACGUUGCCAUCUGCAAGCCCCUGCACUACGGGAGCCUCCUGGGUAGCAGAGCUUGUGCCCAGAUGGCAGCAGCUGCCUGGGGCAGUGGCUUUCUCAAUGCUGUCCUACACACGGCCACUACAUUUUCCCUACCCCUCUGCCAAGGCAAUGCUGUGGACCAGUUCUUCUGUGAAAUCCCCCAGAUCCUCAAGCUCUCCUGCUCAGAUGCCUACCUCAGGGAAGAUGGAUUUAUUGCAUUUAGCUUUUGUUUAGGUGUUGGUUGCUUUGUUUUUAUUGUUUUUUCCUAUACUCAGAUCUUCAGGGCAGUGCUGAGGAUGCCCUCUGAGCAGGGCCGGCACAAAGCCUUUUCCACGUGCCUCCCUCACCUGGCUGUGGUCUCCCUCUUUAUCAGCACUGGCAUGUUUGCUUACCUGAAGCCCCCCUCAUUCUCCUCCCCAUCCCUGGACCUUGCAGUAUCUUUUCUGUACUCCAUGUUACCUCCAGCAGUGAACCCCCUCAUCUACAGUAUGAGGAACCAGGAACUCAAGGAUGCACUGAGGAAAUUGUUUGAAUACAUAUUUCUUAAAAAAAAAAAAAACCUUGGAAAGGACAAAUACAUCAAAGUCAUUCCUCAGGACUUAGAAAAGGCAGAUGUCAAACCCAUCUUCUACGAGAAGGCUGAGCAAAAAGAUGAUUAA
Molecule: messenger RNA, 1038 nt
Organism: Anas platyrhynchos (mallard)
Lineage: Eukaryota; Metazoa; Chordata; Aves; Anseriformes; Anatidae
Source: RefSeq, a predicted model, not a curated record